AACUGUAUCAUCCCAAUGUACAUUACGGGGUCGUUUGGUCUCGUUCAGAUCAGUGGCUUUACUGCUCUAGACCGAGAAUCCUCCAGGCAAAAUGGACCUCUCCUCGCUCCUGUGGUGGCUCGGUGGGGCGGCUGCUGUGCUCGCCGUGUUUAUCGUCGGGUUCGGGAUCGUGUACCGGAGGAUCGCUGGGGUGUCCUCGUCGAAGGCCAGCAUGAAGGGCAAGACGGUCAUCAUCACGGGGGCUUCUGCAGGCAUAGGCAUGGAGGCGGCCAGGGACAUUGCAAGGCGCGGGGCGAGGGUCAUCCUUGCCUGCAGGAACCUGACGAAGGCGGCAGGAGUGGCAGCCGACAUCCAAACAAGCACGGAAACAGCGACGUGGUUGUGCGUGAGUUGGACACCUCCUCCCUGGCCUCCGUCAGGGCCUUCGCCGCUAACAUCCUUGCCACGGAGUCCAGAGCCUGCAGCCACAACCCCAAAUUCAAGAUGUUGUUUUCCACAACUCAACCCCCUCAAAAUCUUCCGUCCCUGACGAGGCAUCGGAGACUCGACGAGAGGAGACUGACUUCGGAAGGGCUCGAGAUGACGAUGGCGACCAACCACUUCGGACACUUCCUUCUCGGCAACUUGCUCUUGGGGUUGCUGAAGAAGUGUUCUCCCAGCAGAAUAGUGAUCACUUCCUCAGACUCUCACGGUCACAUCUCGGGUUUCGAUCCCAAGAAUUUGAACUUCGAAAAGGGCGAGUUCGGACCUUACCGUUCCUACUGUCAGUCGAAGCUCUGCAACGUCUUAUACGCCCGUCACCUGUCACACCUGUUGGCUGACACAGGUGUGGUGGCCAACUCUCACUGCCCGGGUCUCGUCGCCACGGAGAUCUUCCAGAAAUCGGGAGGAUUCUUGGUCGGCAAACUCUUCCGGUUCUUGGCUCUGUUCAUGUCGAAGACGGUUGAACAAGGCGCGCAGACGAUCAUACAUCUGGCAACGGCUCCGGAAACAGCGACCAUAAGCGGGAAGUUCUUCAUGGACUGCAAGGUAUCCGAGGUAGAAUCUUCUUACGGAAGGGAUAACGCCUUGGCCAAGAUUGUCUGGGAAGAGAGUGAGCAGAUUGUAGGCCUAAAACCCGAAGAAAAACAUUACUAGAUAGGCCUAUGGUGAUACUGAAAUGCCCAGUGGUAGUUAUAGUUGGUUUUUAAGCUCGGUCAGUGUCAGUGUAGUAUGUGUCAUUACUAUGUUUCUGUAUUUUUUAUGUUUGUAAGUGUUUUUUUUUUCUUAGUUUUGUUAGUGGAUAUUUUAGAACAGAGGAUAUUAGAUAUUUUUAUAUAGCAUUAAAAGAUAGAUAAAAAUUAAUGUUUGAUGGAAAUGGAAUCAACUUUUAGAGUACAUUUAACAUUCAAAGUGGAAAAAAUGAACUAGAAAUGUGAUUACAGAAAAAAAAUAGUCGACCAAAAAAUAAAUAGGUUUAGAUCAGAUAUACAU
Messenger RNA from Penaeus vannamei (Pacific white shrimp), 1473 nucleotides. The record is from RefSeq and is a predicted model, not a curated record. Lineage: Eukaryota; Metazoa; Arthropoda; Malacostraca; Decapoda; Penaeidae.